CACGACAGAGCCUCAUGCCGAACCUCCCUCUAUUGAUCUCACACGUUUAUCUUUCGGCGCUGUGAUCUGACUUCGCGCUUCCAUCAGGUACUUUGGACUUUGAACACAGGAUCAUUGAUAUUGACGAAGACUUGCCACGACUGGAAUAUAAAGACGAGACCGGACGCAACGGCAUCCCCUCCCUUCUCUCUUCUCAUACUACCACACCUUGAUAUUCUUCUAUUUCCUCCCUUACCACUAUGGAUCGACGAGAAGUUCUCUCGAAAGGUUCUGCCUUGCAAAAGGCCAUAGCUGCCAAAGAACCGUCAGAAAAUAUAUUGACCAUAUUGCGCGAUUUAAAAGCAAAUGUCAGGCCAAGCGAAGAACUAUUAAGAGCAACCAGUAUUGGCAAGGUCGUGAACAAGGUCAAGAGUAUUCCCAACCUUGACCCACAAGUAGGGCAACUGGCCUCCGAAAUAAUCAGCAGAUGGAGGCAUGUGGUCAACGAGCAGAAAUUAGCAAGUGGCACAUCUACCCCCGUUGGCGCGCGAACGAAUGGCACAAGCUCUCCCGCACCAAAAGCUGGGACACCAACACCGAAAGCUGCCAGCCCGGGCGUCGCUCCAGACAAGCGGAAUUGGAAAGCUGAUAAAGUCCGUCGAGAUGAGAUCACAAAUGAUUCGGCGCGGAACAAUUGCAUUGGUCUGAUCUAUGAUGGACUGUGUCUCGGUUCCGAGCUCCCGACGAAGCACAUCCUUGACCUCGCACAACAAGUUGAAUCCGCCGCUCUGAACCUCCCCGAAGCGAAAGGCUCUUCUGCAUCAGCCGUGUACAAGGAGAAGAUGCGCUCGCUAUAUCAGAACCUCAAGAAUAAGUCAAAUCCGGGUCUGCGCAAACGAAUCCUUAACGGGGAGAUCUCAGCUGCCAGAUUCGUUACAAUGAGCCAUGAGGAAAUGAAAUCCCAGCAGCAACGGGAGGAAGACCGUAAGAUUGCAAAGGAAAAUAUGGACAAGGCCAUGGUUGCACAAGAGGAGAAGAGUGUCAGUACGAGUCUCGAGUGUGGCAAGUGUCACCAGAAGAAGGUCAGCUAUUCGCAAGCUCAGACAAGGAGUGCUGAUGAGCCGAUGACGACGUUCUGCGAAUGUUUGAACUGUGGCAAUAGGUGGAAGUUCUCUUGAAAUGACGAUAUGUGUCGGAAUAUUUGGUGCUUCUGAGAGCUUCCUGGCCAGAAUCAGCUAGGUUAGCACACGCCAUGGAAAUAUCACAGAACCACCGAGAUUGCUCUUUUGGCAGAUGUGGCUGAUGAGUCCUGUGCCUGUGAGACUUUCUCGACAUUACGGUGGGAGGUCCACUGCUAUUGAUCCUGCUUUGGAAGAACAGUAUUCUGCAGACCUUGCUACGGAGGCUCUCCCUGCGUUUGGACCGGAAUUAGGGGUACCUACUCGUCGUCGAGCAAACAGUCAAGGGUCGCAGAUGCACAGAUAAGGCAGGGACCAUGUUGAGCUGCAAUGCAUUGAGCAAGGGGUCUGGCACUCCACCAAAGGUCUUAUAGUUAGGCUUGGUUUAUUAUUGCCCUUCAUGUAUUAGAGAAUGCAAUGACAUGAUGAGGAGUAUACCCAGUAUGUCGUCGGUUGGAAUGCAGACUUGUGCAACAAAGAGGUUGAGGUUGUGGCAGCUCGAUCGCGACCAUGUCCUGCG
Molecule: messenger RNA, 1677 nt
Organism: Exophiala oligosperma
Lineage: Eukaryota; Fungi; Ascomycota; Eurotiomycetes; Chaetothyriales; Herpotrichiellaceae
Product: transcription elongation factor S-II
Exons: 2
Coding region: 240-1157 (305 amino acids)
Biological process (GO): transcription elongation by RNA polymerase II; regulation of mRNA 3'-end processing; transcription elongation by RNA polymerase I
Cellular component (GO): nucleus
Molecular function (GO): zinc ion binding; RNA polymerase II transcription regulatory region sequence-specific DNA binding
Source: RefSeq, a predicted model, not a curated record